Molecule: messenger RNA, 630 nt
Organism: Trypanosoma cruzi
Lineage: Eukaryota; Euglenozoa; Kinetoplastea; Trypanosomatida; Trypanosomatidae
Product: mucin TcMUCII, putative
Exons: 1
Coding region: 1-630 (209 amino acids)
Source: RefSeq, a predicted model, not a curated record
AUGAUGACGUGCCGUCUGCUGUGCGCCCUGUUGGUGCUCGCCUUGUGCUGCUGCCCUUCCGUGUGCGCGACGGAGCCUCCGCAGAUGGAUGAUGCUUCCAGGACGAUGACUACAGCAGAGGCACCAAAGGAUGAGAAGAAGAGUGCGACUGAAAAUGAUGUACUUGUCGCCGGUCAUUCAUCUACUUUUUCAGAGUUAAGACUUCAAGAGAAGGAUCAGUCAGGGUCAUCAGUUUUGGGCCCCGUUGAGGACGAGGGAACGAAAGCCGGAGACGGUCCAACUACGGCCACUCCGGAAAAGCAAUCAAACGACCCGAAGAAUGUGGUACAUACCGAAGGUAAGAAAAGCACGACAGAGUCACAAAGUGGUACGAGCAGUUCCACGGAAAAUGAAGAUAAUAAGGCCGAAGAUGCUCCCACGACUACGACGACCACCACCACAAAACUGCCAAUUACGUCCACUACUGCGCCGGAGGCACCAAGUACUACAACUACAGAGGCACCAACUACGAUGACCACCCGCGCACCGUCACGUCUGCGCGAAAUCGACGGCAGCCUCAGCAGCUCUGCGUGGGUGUGUGCCCCGCUGCUGCUCGCUGCAUCCACGCUGGCGUACACCACUCUGGGCUGA